This is a messenger RNA of Paramuricea clavata, 524 nucleotides long. The record is from the annotation of a GenBank genome assembly. NCBI's taxonomy places the organism in Eukaryota, Metazoa, Cnidaria, Anthozoa, Malacalcyonacea, Plexauridae.
AUGGCAGAACCAGAAGCGCCCGCUGCCACAGGCAUAUACGUUCCACCGUCGAAUAUACCGCCGCCAAAACCACUCGUGUUUGAUGACAACAUCGCGAUAAGUUGGAAAACAUGGAAAAAGGCUUGGAAACGUUUUGAAAUUGCCACAGGAGUUUAUAAGCAAGACGGAGUUGUUCGUGUGUCAACCCUGCUAAGUAUAAUAGGUGAAGAUGGCGUCAAAACAUUCGACACUUUUACGUGGGCAGAAGGCGAAAGCGAAGACAAUAUAGACCAGGUUCUAAAGAAAUUUGACGAUCAUUGCGAACCAAGAACUCAAGUUAUUUAUGAACGCUAUCGAUUUAAUAACAGAAAACAAGAACAAGGUGAGAAUGUUUCAACUUAUUUAACCGAAUUAAGAACAAUCGCUCGAAAUUGUGAUCAUGAGUCAAUUACACCCGAUGAAAUAUUAAGAGAUAGACUAGUAUUGGGCAUAAGAGAUGACAAAGUUCGCGAGCGAUUGCUGCGAACAGAUGGGUUGUCACUGAA